ACCCUGAGAGAGAGGCCAGCAGGAGGGCACCUGGGACCCCCCAGCGUGGGAGAAGCCGGGCCUUUCUGCCAGCAGGGCUGUACCCCGGCUGGACGGGCCGCUCGCCUGCCUGCAUCCCCCUCUCUCGCCCCUCUCUCGGCUGCGAAAACCCACAGGAACCCCGUGCGGCCCUCGAUAAAUAUUUGUCCAACGUGUGGAUGAGUUAAGGCGAGGGAAGGGGCGUGUUUUGAAAGUCCAGCGGUGUCCUCCCCGCCGACCACACCUAGGAAGUCCCUCCCAGAUAAAACCGCCCCCGCCAGGCUCCUGCCCAGGCAGAAGAGCAGGCAGCCUGGUGACAGGGCCUCCUUCGGGUCGCGCGGAGCCAUGCCCAGGUACACGGUGCACGUGCGCGGGGAAUGGCUGGCCGUGCCCUGCCGGGACGCGCAGCUCACGGUGGGCUGGCUGGGCCGUGAGGCCAUCAAGAGGUACGUCAAGAAUAAGCCAGACAACGGCGGCUUCGCCUCGGUGGACGACGUGCGCUUCCUCGUGCGCCGAUGCAAAGGCCUGGGCCUCCUGGACGACGAGGACCCACUUCAGGUGGCCCUGGAGGACAACGAGUUCGUGGAAGUGGUUAUAGAAGGGGAUGCCAUGUCUCCCGACUUCAUUCCAUCACAACCAGAAGGAGUUUACCUAUACAGCAAAUACCGGGAGCCUGAAAAGUACAUCGCCUUAGAUGGGGACAGCCUGACCACAGAGGAUCUGGUCAACUUGGGAAAAGGACACUACAAAAUAAAGCUCACCCCAACUGCGGAAAAGAAGGUGCAAAAAUCCAGGGAAGUCAUAGAUAGCAUCAUAAAAGAAAAAACUGUUGUUUACGGUAUCACUACAGGUUUUGGGAAAUUUGCCAGAACUAUAAUUCCUGUCAAUAAGCUAGAAGAGCUGCAGGUCAACCUAGUACGUUCACAUUCUUCAGGUGUUGGGAAACCACUAAUCCCUGAGAGAUGUCGGAUGCUCCUGGCUUUAAGGAUCAAUGUCUUAGCCAAAGGAUACAGUGGCAUUUCCCUGGAGACCCUCAAGCAAGUUAUCGAAGUAUUUAAUGCCUCCUGCCUGCCCUACGUUCCAGAGAAAGGAACGGUUGGUGCCAGUGGAGACCUUGCGCCACUCUCUCAUCUUGCUCUUGGGCUAAUUGGAGAAGGGAAGAUGUGGUCUCCAAAGAGUGGCUGGGCUGAUGCUAAAUACGUCUUGGAGGCUCAUGGAUUGAAACCAGUUGUUUUGAAACCAAAAGAGGGUCUGGCACUCAUCAACGGGACACAGAUGAUCACCUCCCUGGGCUGCGAAGCUGUGGAGAGAGCCAGUGCUAUUGCACGUCAGGCUGACAUUGUGGCGGCCCUGACCCUUGAGGUGCUGAAAGGCACCACCAAAGCCUUCGAUACUGACAUUCAUGCUGUUCGCCCUCAUCGUGGGCAAGUUGAAGUGGCUUUUCGGUUUCGGUCACUCUUGGACUCGGAUCACCACCCUUCUGAAAUAGCAGAAAGUCACAGGUUCUGUGAUCGUGUUCAGGACGCAUAUACCUUGCGCUGCUGUCCACAGGUCCAUGGUGUGGUGAAUGACACAAUAGCGUUUGUGAAGAACAUCAUUACCACAGAACUUAAUAGUGCAACAGACAAUCCUAUGGUAUUUGCCAGUAGGGGAGAGACUAUUUCUGGAGGAAACUUCCAUGGUGAAUACCCAGCCAAAGCCCUGGACUAUUUGGCCAUUGGAGUUCAUGAGCUUGCUGCUAUUAGUGAAAGAAGAAUCGAAAGGCUCUGUAACCCCUCCCUCAGCGAGCUGCCUGCCUUCCUGGUUGCUGAGGGUGGUCUGAACUCGGGAUUCAUGAUUGCACAUUGUACAGCUGCAGCCCUCGUUUCUGAGAACAAGGCUCUGUGCCACCCCUCGUCGGUGGACUCUCUCUCCACCAGCGCGGCCACAGAGGACCAUGUCUCCAUGGGAGGAUGGGCAGCAAGGAAGGCACUUCGGGUCAUCGAGCAUGUGGAGCAAGUGCUGGCCAUCGAACUUCUGGCAGCCUGCCAGGGCAUAGAGUUUCUACGCCCCCUGAGAACAACUACUCCUCUGGAAAAAGUAUAUGACCUGGUGCGCUCUGUUGUAAGGCCCUGGAUAAAAGAUCGCUUCAUGGCCCCAGACAUUGAGGCAGCGCACAGGCUGCUCCUGGAACAGAAGGUUUGGGAAGUAGCUGCACCAUACAUAGAAAAAUACAGAAUGGAACAUAUUCCAGAAUCCAGACCAGUUUCUCCAACGGCCUUUUCACUGGAAUUCCUACAUAAGAAUUUCAUCAAAAUCCCAGAGUCUGGGGAUCUUUAAUGGGCUUUGUCAUGGAUUAGCAGAUCAGAUGGUACUUUAACAGCAAGCAGUAUUAUGCUGAGGAAAAGACCUGAGAACUUCCCUGGGUAGAUCAACCCAUUAUUUUAUUCCGUUCUUCUAAAACCUACUUUGGUUAGGCUGGUGACUGUAUUAGUUGCUGACUGUAGCGCUGUGUUCUUGUUUACUUGGUUUGAGACACGGCAGCUGUUUUCAGAUUAUAGUUUUCUUUGUUUCUUAACAGGCCACAGGCCACUUAACAUUAUUUGAACUCAAACAGUUCAAAUGGUAUCUGGAAACAGAUUGAUGGUAUUCUUUUCCAAAUGCAUUAGACUUUUGUAAAUCUUUUUUGUUUGUUUGUUUGACAAGCUCUUCACUAGAUAACUGAUCGAAUUACACUACAAUAUGGUGGAUGUUCUUUAAUAGGCCUUGAUAAACAACUUGUUUUGAAGUCAUAAUUUGUCCUUAAGCUUCUCUUUCUUCUAUUGAUUGAAUCAUAGUCUAGUCAAGAGGUCAACAAGAGGUUUUGUGCAAAGGAGCUGAGGAAUGAAUAAAGAGAUUGCCAUUGGAGUGGCCCUUAGUGAUAUUUAUCAAAUAUCACUAUAUAUCUCAAAAGAAAUCUUAGAUGCUUAAACUGGAGUUAGAGGUUAGUAUUACUACUUUCUUCCUAUGUGUUAGUACUGUACUCACAUUCCUAUAGUAACCCUUUGUUAAGGAACCUCCUGUCUCACAAAGAAGGAAUUUUAUGUUCAAAGUUAGCCAACCCCUUCUCUGUAAUGGUAAUCAUUAAAAUGAGGAACUAUUGAUAAAGGUCAAUGGGGCCUUGGAUGUGUUACCCAGUCUGUUUUUUCCUCAAAAAAUAAGAUAAGGGAUCUUCUGGGAAGGCUUAAGUAUAAUCAUUUGGAUGAAGGAUGGGUCAGAUGACCUCUUGGCUUCCCAAGGUUAAGAUCUGUGGGAAGAUCUUAACCUUCCAUUUUGCAUCCAUUUGUGCAAAUAUGUGCAAGGCACCCCAAGCGCAAGAGUCUGAAACCGUGCCUCUAAAAACCACAGGAGGCUAGGGAAAGAACAGACACACUUGCCAGCUUGCUUACUUGAUUAAAGCCUAAAAUGGGUCCAACAGUACCUUUCACAAUAGAGUUUUCACUUUUUAGAUUGCACCUGUCCAUAGGAAAGGCAGAGACAGAAGUGAAAACUGUUGCCUACAUCAAUUCAGUGACCAAAAAAAUGUGCUGAGAACCUGUUUACUGAAAUGUUGUUCUUGGCGUUGUUGUUUAACAUGCACAAGUAAGGUUUAUUCAUUCUUAGCCACUAACUGCAGUGGAGCCAGUAUACCCAGCAGUCUGAUGACGGCUCUUCACUCCAGUUUGGAGAGGGCUGGAUUCCCACGAGCCACUUUCGUCUGCUGGGGCACUUUAUUAUGGAGUUUUUGAUACAUCUCUGUUAGAAACUGAUUAUCACACGCCUCCAAGAGAGUACAAGGUAAACACAGAAUAAACGCAGUCUCAAUUGUCUUAUGUUGUCACUACAUUCUUAGAUUUUUAUAACAAAGUUUAGCACCUCUUUGGGGAAAGUCUAUUCUAACUGCAGUUAAUCGAGUUUCUGAAAGAUUUCCUCAAUGAUUGUUAACAAAGUGUCUUUAGAAAGUGUAAUUGAUUCCUUAUCCUUUGUCUUUCUCCCUGAGUAGCAGCAAGAGUUGAUGGUACUGUGACUUCCUCCCCAGCAGGUAAUCUGAGCUGCUUCACCUGUUGUCUCAGAGCAGCCAGAGCCCUGGGGCUUUUAUGCCUCUACUUUGCCAUACUUGCUAGUGUCCUUUCAGCCAAAGCAAGUCACAUUCUCAAGCCCAAGUCAAUCUGGAAAAUAAUAGUCAAUGUCAUGGGCAUGUGAUGUGCAGAACAUUACUGUAACAAUUUAUCACUAUACAUGAAAUCAAAAACAUAACCUGAACAAUUCAAGACACUUUUCAUUACUACUUUAAACUUGAGUCUCAUUUCUGGAUCUGGUUACUGGAUUAUUAUAUUUUGAUUAAACCUUCUAAUUAUGAAUAGCA
Messenger RNA from Acinonyx jubatus (cheetah), 4381 nucleotides. RefSeq names its product histidine ammonia-lyase (gene HAL). The transcript has 20 exons. Gene Ontology annotation, molecular function: histidine ammonia-lyase activity. Lineage: Eukaryota; Metazoa; Chordata; Mammalia; Carnivora; Felidae. Gene Ontology annotation, biological process: L-histidine catabolic process. The record is from RefSeq and is a predicted model, not a curated record. Bases 364 to 2337 code for a protein of 657 amino acids. Gene Ontology annotation, cellular component: cytoplasm.